This is a messenger RNA of Bursaphelenchus xylophilus (pine wood nematode), 3471 nucleotides long. Lineage: Eukaryota; Metazoa; Nematoda; Chromadorea; Rhabditida; Aphelenchoididae. The record is from the annotation of a GenBank genome assembly.
AUGGCAUAGUAAUUGUAUUACUUUUAUCUGACAUAAAUCCGUGAAUAAUCAUCCCCAUGAUACAAUUAUUAACCGUGUUUCGAUCUUGAGUGUGCACUUCAAUUCUAGUCAACGAACUUAUAAAUAAUCGCCGUAACAAGCAAUUACAUCCAUCUCGAGUUCUGAUAACAUUCAAUUAAGAUAAGACCAUGCUAGAAAUGACUGUAUAUUAAACUCAACACUCCGUGACCUUCGGGCGUUCCCUUUUUUGGGAGAUCAUGCCUGUGAGUGCAGCUGUAUAACGAGAUCACCUCUUUCGAAACGAAAUGUGUUUUGUAAACAUCGAUAAAUGGUUUCAAAAAAGGCUGGCCAUCCGAUUUGUUAUUCUAAUCAGCUCCGUCUGCGAUCGUAUCUUUUUUGACGACAGUUUAGUUUUAUCGAAUAUUCUUCAUAGUGGCACAUCGUAGUCUUCUUUUCGAAUAGGAGGUCAAAAAGACGAACAUUCAGACAGGAAGAUCCCUUUGCCAUUAAAAUCCCUUGAUCCCCGACUUUCGCUUUUUAUGUUUACUGGAAGAGAACAGAGGAAUCACGCGGAUCUCUCCCCGAGGCUUGUGACUCUUAAUGAUACGUGUUAUCAUUCAAUUCUCUAACUGAAAGGAAAACAAAUCCUCCCUCAUUCUUUUUUCAGUCUUUUUAGCCAGACUGCCAGCUUUUUUCGGAUUGUUGGACCUUUGAAGGCGAGAAUUUCGAAGCCACGUCCUCAGAUUCCUUGAUUCUAAUGUCUUUUUUUGUUCACCAAUAUAUUUUAUACUGUGAUUAACAUAAUAAGACAACAAAAACGUUUGUUUUAAUUGCAAUCACGAGUCUUCCUUGAAAGGGAAAGGCGUUUCAAACCAUUUCUUGACAUGAAGAUUAUAAAUUCAUCUUUAUUCUCACAUCACUCUAGGGGAAUCUUGCGCUUAAAAUUACUUUGACUCUGUUCUAAGAGAGGCAAAUAAGGUCUGGGUAAUAUUCGAAUUGUUUAUACGACUCUGGGCCCGUAUGGAAAAAGUAAACACGCGUGGACACGCCAUUUACUGACAUCACGGGACACGUAAACAAGGAUUUCGUAUCUUGCAUUCCUGCUUUUUUAACUUAUUCAUACUCCGAAGCCUUCCUUCACUUAUACUGGAUAACCUAAUUAUUUUUUCCUUUUCUGUAAAAUUAUCCAUAUUCAUCGUAUAAAAUCGAUUCCCCUAAAAGUUAACGUUCUAGGACGCAGCUCGGGAAAGGUCUCACGGGAGUAGGCGUGUUUUUAGUUUUUUACGUUAUUUUUUACAGAAUUUAGGUAAAGUAACACCAUUCUUACCUCUUGCUUUUAGGGUAAACGAGCAAAAGCAGCAUCAAUCGCUGGAUUUAUGGCUUCUGCCAAAACACCAAAAAACGGCGUGGAUAAGGAAGAAACCGUCGUAGUGGAGCCGAUCCACAUUGACCCCGAGGCCGUUCGCAAGGCCAAAGAGCAACGUGAUCGGCUCCAGAGCCAGGAGAGUAUGAAGAGCGGCAAGGGAAACAACAGUAAGGUAAUAUUUGCAUUUUUUUUUGAUUUUGGACAUUGAUACGGUUUUUUUAUCGUUUCUUUUGCAGAACCGUCGCUCCAGCCAGAAUUUCAAUGGCCAAAACUCGGUUGAGAAGAACGGCGACAGCCAUAAUGCGAAUGAGCGUCGUCAAUCUUACAAUCGACACCAGUACAACUCGCAAAAUAAGAGCAUUGAUCAGAGAAGACCAUCAACAAAGAGUCGGACGCUUUCCAAGGACAAGUCUCAGGACGGAGCCGUCUCAGCUGACGAGAAAAAGAGAAAUCGUUCUUCGACCACGGCUUCUGAAGGCCGUUUCCGAAAUAAGAGUUAUUCCGUCAACUCCAAUGGCGAAAGCUUUGAAUACGACGAUUGUGAGUCCUGUGUUGUAAUUAUAUUUUUUUAAACUUUUAGAUGAACUUGAGGAACCUUUCUCUGAUUCGGAGGACGAAGAAAGUCGUGGCCCUCAGAAGCCGUCUCUGAUCAUCCCCAGAGGUCGGAUUCGAACGCUCUCUGGAACUGUUCCGCCAGUUGGAUUCUCUCCUAAAUGGGGUGGACCUACUAUGUGUUUGAGCUGUUUGCAGUUCUUUGAUCUGCCGGAUUUCAUCGAGAAAUUCUCUGAUCACCUGUUGACUGAGCAUAAGAUCCUGAUCGAAGAAAUGGAAUUGAUCGUUGAUCCAAAGAGGUAAGAAAUCUUAUCUGUUACAAUGUGUUGGAUUAAGAUAUGUCGAGCACUGGCGACAACGGUUUGCCAAACAAAGCAUUGCGGAUAUCUUCCCCAAAAUCGAGCCGAAGGAGGGUGAUCCUCAUUUUGGCAAAGUGGAUUAUUACUUCCAAAUGUCGGAGAGGAUCCCCGAAGAUUACUCUCUCCGUCAACGAUUGGCCAUGCGUCGUUUGGAGGAAGCUUUGUCUUGCCAGCAAAGAGAACGUGAUGACACGACUCUUACUCUUCCCUGCAUUUUUUGUCGUUAUGUGGCCAGGGGAAAUCGUUCCAAGAUUAUCCACCAUCUUUACAUGAUUCAUCAUUUGAAUCUGGGGUCUCCGGAUAACUUGGUCUUCGUAAAUGAAUAUAUCGAACAUCUGAGAGAAAAGAUGCAGAGAAAUGAGUGCAUUUUUUGUGAAAAGACAUUCCCGGACAGGAAUGUUUUGAUGGAACAUAUGAGAAAGAGAAAUCAUCGAGAGGUCAACCCCAGCAACAACUAUUAUGACAAGUUCUACAUCAUCAACUACUUGGUAAGAAAAUUUUGAUUUUUUAUUUUCUCGUUUUUAGGAGCUUGGUAAACGUUGGUUAGAAGUUUUGGCCGAGGACUUCGAAGAUACGAUGCCAACAUUUGUCGAUUCAGACGACGAAGAAGAAGAAGAAAGCUGGCACGAGUGGCAAGAAGAUAACACUGAUGAGGAUCAACUACGAGUUGUUUGUUUGUUCUGCACCAACAAUCAGGCAGACAUUCCAUCCAUUGCGGAACAUAUGAAAGAUAAACAUGACUUUGACGUCGUCAAAUAUAUCGAAGAAAACAAGUUGGACUUCUAUGAAAGAGCCAAGCUUCUCAAUUUCCUCAGGAAGAAGGUUGGUUCACUUAUUUUUACUAAAAUUUUUAAUUUGUCUAACGUCACUUUUUAGUACCACAACCCACAAAAUCGUCCCAUCUCUGCUGACAACAGCGACAAGGCCGAGAUACCUGAGAAAACGGAAUGGGAUACCGAAGAAAACCUUGUCCCUUUCUUCGGAAAUGAUCAUUUGGUGUGGAUGUUGGAAUCAUAUCUGGAAUCCAAAAAUUCGAAUGGAGAGUUGAAGAUGGAAGUGCCUGAGGCGGGAGAUGCCAAGGAUCUGAUCGACCAAUCCAAGCAGAACACUGUUGACGGAGUGGUCGCCGAGGAUCUUCCCGACCUCGCGGAGAGUGUACUUGCCAAGGAUGAGUUCUACAAGACCCUUUCGUAA